Molecule: messenger RNA, 1662 nt
Organism: Bathycoccus prasinos
Lineage: Eukaryota; Viridiplantae; Chlorophyta; Mamiellophyceae; Mamiellales; Bathycoccaceae
Exons: 1
Coding region: 1-1662 (553 amino acids)
Molecular function (GO): glycosyltransferase activity
Source: RefSeq, a predicted model, not a curated record
AUGGGUUCACCCCCGCUCUUCUCUUCCUCUCGCUUGGACGAGAAGAGAAGAACAUUGUCGACCCUAACGAACAGUAAUAAUAAGCACUUGUUUUUUCAAGCGUUCCUCGCGUCCGUGUUCUUGCUCCUCUUGGCGCUGACGACGAACACGAGUACCAUCGACGACGACAACAGAAACGCCGGCUUCGGGGAAGAUGUUGAGAAUUUCGCUCGGAAAAUCGACGCGCAAAAACUGAUGAAACAGAUCCAAAACCAACACGGCGGCGCGUACGAAGACGAGGACUCGAAGAAAGCGGUGAAUUACGCGGUGAAGUUGGAUAUUUUAUCGCACGAUGCGGAGUUGAAAGCUAUAAAGUUGAUGCGAGAGAGAGACGCGUUGUUGCGAGCGUUGGAUGCGAACGAUAAAAAUUCCGGGUCGUUGGACGAAUUCGCCGGGGAGGAUUCGAGCGGGUUCGGGAUGUCUUCUGUAUCCGGGAAGAGUUUGAGUUAUAAGAAAAUGAGCAAGCAGGUGAAUUUAUGCAACGAAGAUGGGACGAACGUGAACUGUCCGAAGCGUGCGAACGUGAUUGAGGAAGAAGAGUCGUCUUCGUUUCCGAAGGUGUUCGUCUACGACGUGCCGAAACAAUUGACGAGCGAGUUAGCGAAGAGGUACGGACGAUGCGAACGCGACCAGUACGGAACGGAAAUUUGGUUCCAUAGAAACUUUAGGGACGAUAAAAAUGGCGUCCGGACGAUGAAUCCAGAGGAGGCGGAUUUGUUCUUCGUGCCGCAAUACGGCGAGUGUUUCUUGUGGUCGAGAGAGAUGUUGAGACACGAGAACCAAGGGCAAGCGAUGGAGGAAACGAACGAGUAUUUUUUGGAAGUUUUAUCGCACGUGAAAGGAAAAUUGCCGUAUUUCAAUCGCACGGACGGGAGAGAUCAUAUUUUCGUCUUUGCCGGGGCGAGAGGACCGACGAUUUUUCGAGAUUGGCAAAAGGAAAUACCGCACUCGAUUUAUUUAACGCCGGAAGGCGAUCGGACGUUACCUCAGUUUGACACGUGGAAAGAUAUCGUCAUCCCGGGUUUAGAGUACGACAAACGAAUGUAUUUGGAAGAACAUCGAAACGAGUUGGUGACGAAUCCUCCGAAGCGGAAAAUAUUAGCCAUGUUCCGCGGCACCAUCGACCACCCGGCUGGGUUCGCGUACAGUAAAGGUUUGCGCCCGAAACUGAAAAAAAUCUUCCAAAACGCCACCGACGUCAUCUACGAUACCAAAAUCAAAGAUUGCGACCGGGACUGUUACGUCCGCGAAAUGACGGAAUCUGUGUUUUGCUUGAACCCAUUAGGUUGGACCCCUUGGACGCUCCGUUUCUACCAAGCCGUGAUGACUCGAUGCAUCCCAAUUAUCAUCGCCGAUAACAUCGAAUUCCCGUUCGAAUCCGAAAUCAACUACAGCGAAUUCGCGUUGAAAAUUCCAGAAAAGGACGUCUCGGACAUUCUAGAAACCAUGAGACACAUGCCAGAGGAAGAGCGCGAACGGCGUCGUCGAUACAUGGACAAAAUCUGGAAACAAUUCACCUACCAGCGACCGGCGGAAAUCGGCGACGCGUAUUACUCCACCGUGAAAGAGUUGGCCAGAAAAGUCCGCGCGCACAAGAAAUACGGUCGCGAAAGCUUUUGGUGA